CCUCUGCAGAGAAAAUGUCACCAACUGAGUGGUGGUUCCAAUUUGGAGGGGAAGUUCCUAAUCUGCAGAAGUGUGCCUUGAGGAUUGUAUCACAAUGCGUUUCGUCAAGUGGCUGUGAGAGGAAUUGGAGCGCUUUUGCUUUGGUCCACACCAAGCAAAGAAACCGUCUUCUAUAUGGCAAGCUGCACAAGCUUGUAUCUGUGCGCUACAACUUGAAGAUACGUGCUGAAGAAGAAGAAGACCCGGUGAGAGAGAAUGAUAAGCAGAAGGAAGUUGAUGCAUGUGCAAUGAUGAUGGAUACAACCAUGUUUGAUGCAACAAAUCCUAUGAUGGAAUGGUUGAAUGAGGAUGAGGAGCAUGCAAUCUUGGAUGGAGUUGAUGCUGCUAGUGUCGUAUUUGAGAAAAUACGUUUGCUUAACUCAAGUAGGAAAGUUUCUCGUCUUGCAAGGAAGGACAAUGGCAGGAAAAGAAAGAGGGUAGAGGAAGAAGAGGAUGACUACCAUGAUAGUGAGGAUGAUGAUGAAGAAAAUGAGGAGCUGGACCUGGAAAUUGAUGAUGAUGAUGAUAGCCAUGAUGAUGGUGCAAGUCAAUCUGAUGGAGGAGAUUCGCCAAUGCAAGUUGAAAAGGAUUUAACAAGCCAAGUUGGAAACAAUGUUGAGGUAACAAGUGAUGGUAGUUUGGUGAACCGUAGAUCUGAACGGGUUAGGCAAGCAAAGAAGGUCAAGGAGGUCACCAGCCUUUACAAUUGACAAGUUAAGCGGCAUGGGAGCAAAAGAGCUUUUGGUUUGAUGAAGACUAACGGGUGGAUGAACAGGAAGUCCGAAGUAAAGGUCUCUGUUCGAUUCAAUACUUUUGGUGCAAGACUCAAGAGUUGAAGAACAGGAAGUCUGAAUUGAACUUUCUGUUUGUAUUUUGGGGUCGGCAUAAUUGAACUUCGAAUGCCGUGUUAAAUUCAUUGUGGACUGUAAUUCUGAACCGUUAUGGGUGUUCGUUUCGACUCUUGGUAGAACUAUUAAGUCGCAUGUUACUCUUAGU
This is a messenger RNA of Triticum dicoccoides, 1035 nucleotides long. RefSeq names its product nucleolin-like. The transcript has 4 exons. Gene Ontology annotation, molecular function: protein dimerization activity. The coding region runs from base 15 to 749 and encodes 244 amino acids. The record is from RefSeq and is a predicted model, not a curated record. Lineage: Eukaryota; Viridiplantae; Streptophyta; Magnoliopsida; Poales; Poaceae.